UAACGCUAUUUGACCCCAAUUACCCCAUAGAACUACAUACGGACGCUAGCUCGGAGGGCUAUGGAGCCAUUUUAAUGCACAGGGUCGAAGGUACAAAUCGAGUAGUGGAGUAUUACAGCAAAAGAACUAGCUCUGCGGAAUCUAGGUAUCAUUCCUACGAAUUGGAAACGUUAGGAGUUGUAAACGCCGUCAAGCACUUCCGUCAUUACUUACACGGUCGAGAAUUUCUUGUUGUCACCGAUUGCAACUCCCUGAAAGCAUCCAGUAAUAAGGUACACUUGAACGACAGGGUUUACAGAUGGUGGGCUUACCUGCAAACUUUUACCUUUGACAUUAUGUACCGGGAAGGUAAACGAAUGGCCCACAUAGAUUUCUUUUCGCGAAAUCCCGUAGACUUGGAUCGCAGCAUGUUCAGCAAAAUUGUAGAGAAAGAAAUUAACCUAACCGAAGUCUCCGACGAUUGGCUACUAGCGGAACAACGUCGCGACCCACAAAUUUCUGAGAUCGUCGAUAAAUUACAGAACGAAGAGCUCGCGGAAGACGUCGCGAAUACGUAUGAGUUACGGCCCGGCACCCUUCAUCGUAAAAUACAGAGAAAAGGUAGAACACUCUGCCUGCCCAUCGUUCCGAGAGGGUUUAGGUGGUCUGUUAUUAACUAUGUGCACCAGUCCACUAUGCACUUAGGUUGGGAUAAAACGCAUGAGAAACUGUACGAGUAUUACUGGUUCGAAGGAAUGGCGAAAACGUCUUGCACGCACGCUUGUCGGCAACCGACUAUCCUAGAUUCUUCUAACAUUUGGCAACAGUCUUUCGUCUCCACUAAGACCUUGACGCCCUCUGACCCUUACACACACACUCUCAUGUUCAGUGUAAAUGUAUCACUUCCCUAA
Molecule: messenger RNA, 890 nt
Organism: Bombus impatiens (common eastern bumble bee)
Lineage: Eukaryota; Metazoa; Arthropoda; Insecta; Hymenoptera; Apidae
Exons: 2
Coding region: 75-890 (271 amino acids)
Source: RefSeq, a predicted model, not a curated record